GCCGAUGUCGAUUCUCAAGUUGCCUGAGGAUCGACAUUUUUCGGAAAUGCCACUGCGACAGUUUUUUGUACUGGUGGUUUAACAUAAUUUCUUCACGUUGGCAAAUGAUCCACGAAAUAAAGCAAAAAAGUUGAAAAAACGACUUUAUGUGUUGAAAUUUGAACACAACAAUUUUGAAUAUAAAUGAAUUUACUGGGAAGGCGUGUUGAAAUUAUGUCGCAUGCAGGACGAAAAGGAGGAAGAAGAAACUGUCACUGAAAGAGUGCUGCAGGAGAACCCAGAUGAUGGCAGUACCAACAUGGCUGAGUCAGAUGCCAUCAUCGUCGGUGGUGGCGGCCAUGGCGACAUGCGACUCCGGUACCCGCACACCAUGCCAUCAAACAUGGCACAUUCAACAACCACCCAGAAGGCAAAUGUGAUGGCCAUCACGCCGCCUCCAGUGGACGAGAUUCACGAGAACUUUGAGAAGAGCACGGCUGCACUGAGGAGGGGGAACUCUGGCUAUGGCAGUGGCUAUGGCGGUGGCUAUGGCAGCUAUGCAAACUUCCAUCCACAAGUUCCAGCCAAGACGGCCCGGCGUUUCAGUUGGGUCGAAACAACUUCCCCACGAGGUGCAGUUGAUGGUCGUGCUGUUUUAUUGACUGAACGCGUGAUUGUUGACGAGGAGGACACUAGUUGUCCUCCUCCCGAGCACGUCCGUCACCCCGUUGGAAAAGAUGUGGCGAAAACACUGGCGGAUCCGCAAAAUACCAUCGUUGGAAAAUGGAAACCAGAUGGGAUUUCACAUGAACAUCCUCAAUCUCCAUCUCCUCUCACUGCCGCCGUAGCCACAAUCCAAAACAACAAUAACAACAACAACGACAGCAGCAGGGGUAAUGAUGUCCGUGGUGGAAACGAAAAUCUAGUCUCCAGUUGUGCUGAACUUGACACGGGAGUACAGAGUGCUGGAUACACGGGUCCAUUCCCUGGGGCCACUGACCAUGCCAAGCCCAACGAAGUCCUCAGUCGUGAUGAUGAUGGUGGUGCCAAUGAUAGGCAUGGCGGCAAGAAAUUGAAGGUACCCGAUGCCAACACCGUUACAGCAAAGUCAGACCAUUUGCAGCAAAAAUAUGUUGCAAACGUGCGUGGGCCGCAAAAGAAACCAGCAGAUCUGCAUGAGAGAGUCAGGAAAUGGUUCAGCAGAUCCAGCAAAUCACUUGUAGGCAAGGGGCAAGAAGGGGAAGGAGUGACUAGUAAAGCUGCAAACAGUAGAAGAGAUGAAAGUGAUCCCGCCACAAGAGCAGUAAGUGCUCAAGCUAAGCCAGGGCAAGUGCUAUGUGGGACAGAGGCAAGGGACUCGCUGGGACGACGACAUCUGACUGGUCCUGGACCUGGAAGUGGUCCUGUAAGUGGUCAUGGAAGUGGUCUAAGGACUGGUCCUGAGACUGUUCCUGCAACCACCCAAGCCAUCGGAGCCAAUGAUCCAGGGCCACGGGCGCGAUGGAAAGUCCAAGCUCAAGUCGCAGGGGCAACAACAGCAGGGAUGCGAGCUGAUCCUCCUGUUCCUAAGCAAUCCCAAGGAGAUGGCAAUGGAAUUGCAAAUGCUACAAUGUCAGGGAGAGGUAGACAAUGUGGUGUGUUGCAGCCUCAAAGAACCGGUGGCCGUUGAUAUAUAUAAAUUGGGCAAUGCCAACAUCUUACAUAGACCAGUGCCAGAAGAAACAAGAUUUUUCCAAAGCAGGAACUGUCACGAAUCAGAGU
Messenger RNA from Chara braunii, 1740 nucleotides. NCBI's taxonomy places the organism in Eukaryota, Viridiplantae, Streptophyta, Charophyceae, Charales, Characeae. The record is from the annotation of a GenBank genome assembly.